AUGGUUAGCUACCUGCCCCCGGAGGUCAUGGAGAUUGUUUUAUCCAGCCUUGCGUGCCCAGAAGAUGGUAUCGGUUUUGCGUUGAGUUCAAAAUACGCAUACAUUUGCUUUCUCUCGUUCCUUGAACGUUGUGGAAUGAAGCUUUCGAAGCUUCUACCGAUUGAAGCCGCCCUUCACCACCGACCGUUCGAUACCAGUGACGUUCGUAAUCAAAUCGGACGGAUUAGGGACCUCGGAAACGGGACUUCUGAACUUCAAUCCACCGAUCUGAUUCAUAGCAGUCUCCCCGUUUAUAUCUGUCCGUGUAAGCAGAUUACUGUGGGCGGAAUGGCGCAUAUUGCGCAUGGCUUGUUUAAGCAUGCGCAGGCGGAGAUGCAGAUACCUCCUCUGGUACCAUUCCACACCCACGGCUCCGUUUUCUUUCAAUCUGAACACCAGUGCAUCUAUCCUGGCAGCCCAAACCAGGACAUUCAAAUCAAUUCAUAUUUUCAACUAAAUGGUGGCAAACUGCAAUUGGUCAACUGGUUCAUGUUCGACUUGAACGCCUAUCCUGGCAUAACACCGCCGGAUCUCCCCCGAUCCUCAGACCCCGAUUCAACUUGGCUAGAGAAUUCCUUUAGCCAAGUUGGACCGGGCUUCUGGGUCCGUGGAUCCUAUUCGUGGGUCAUUGGGGGGUAG
Molecule: messenger RNA, 678 nt
Organism: Penicillium waksmanii
Lineage: Eukaryota; Fungi; Ascomycota; Eurotiomycetes; Eurotiales; Aspergillaceae
Exons: 2
Coding region: 1-678 (225 amino acids)
Source: RefSeq, a predicted model, not a curated record